Molecule: messenger RNA, 807 nt
Organism: Penaeus monodon (black tiger shrimp)
Lineage: Eukaryota; Metazoa; Arthropoda; Malacostraca; Decapoda; Penaeidae
Product: formin-like protein 7
Exons: 6
Coding region: 1-807 (268 amino acids)
Source: RefSeq, a predicted model, not a curated record
AUGGGUGCUCCUGCAGCAGCCACGGACGACCUCGGCGCCUCCGCGAGCAACGGCUUCCCCGGUGGUCCCUCCUCGCCUGCCCCGCACAGACAGAACGACUUCACAUCCCGGCCAAUCACGCCCUUCGGCCCUUCGUCGUCGUGUGCCCCCGCCUAUCCACGCCCCCAUCCCCCCCCCUCCCUCCGUGGGCGCGGGCGACAUAGCAGAGCGGCACUGCCACCACCGCCGCCGCCGCCGCCGCCGCCGCCGCCGCCGCCGCGGCCAAGCCUGUCCUGCCGCGAAAUUGGAGGCCGGUUCCCAGCACCCAUACCACGAGGUGCCACUUCCCCGCACCCCGACCUGGAGCCUGGCACCCAUUCGAGCCAACAAACCGAUUGGCGUCUUGAGCACCGCCAAUCCACGCCCUCGUCCUCGCUCCCUGACGCCGUCGCCCUCGCCGUCGGGCCAAACGCCAUGCCUCCGGUGAAGGAUACCCGGGAUAUAUCACCAUCGACGCCACCCCACCAUCGAAGUGACCAACAGCUCCUGCGCGCCCACCCUUCCCGCCCCCCAUGCAGCCGGCGACCGCAGCGCCUCGCCAAUGGCUCCGUAAAACACGUCACUGCAAGACCCGCGCUCGGCCCCCUCGGCCCUCUUCUCAUGCGCCCAAAAGCUCUCUUCAUUUACUUCUAUUUUCUGGAGUUCUCGAAAGUUCUCGAAAGUUCUCAAGAGCUCAGAAAGUUUUCUAAGUUCUCCAACUACCGAGGAAAAGCGACGAUAUCAAAUCAUUACAAAAUGAUUCUGCGUCCACUUGCAGCUUCAAUCUGA